Messenger RNA from Xyrauchen texanus (razorback sucker), 4627 nucleotides. RefSeq names its product fibroblast growth factor receptor-like 1. The record is from RefSeq and is a predicted model, not a curated record. The coding region runs from base 476 to 1939 and encodes 487 amino acids. Gene Ontology annotation, molecular function: fibroblast growth factor receptor activity; fibroblast growth factor binding. Lineage: Eukaryota; Metazoa; Chordata; Actinopteri; Cypriniformes; Catostomidae. Gene Ontology annotation, cellular component: plasma membrane. The transcript is spliced from 7 exons.
UCUUGAGUGUCUGUCUGGACGGCGAAUUUAGUUAACGGUAUUUAACACCGUUUGAGACGAAUUUCAAACUAUUCAGUCAUUUGUCGGUGCUGUUUUGUUAUAUGAAGACUCUGUAGAGUCUUCUUCAUGUAACAAAUGUCGAGACAAAGAGAUUAGGACUCAGUCACAGUAGGUCGUGGACUGCACGCGGACUGUCAUAUGUGAUCAAUGCUUAUUUUAAUCGCGCAAAAAUUGAUGACGUCAGAGCUUUUGGGAAUACAGUCGCGCGUGAUUAAACUGCGAUCAGAUUGAUUUCGCUGUAUCGCGUUUGCAAAAUGAUUUUGGAUGUAGCGCUAAGUGUAAAGAGGCAUGAAGUGUCCGGAGUAUUUUAGAAGGAAUUAAGCAUGAUUUUUAAUCUAUCCGUCUCGAGGAACACUUUAUAAACUUUUGUAAUUGUUGAUUUGAAGAACCAGAGAUCAAGUUUUGUUGUGACAACAUGGAACUCUUUUGGAUUGCUUUCUUCGUUUUUGACAUAAUUUUCAUGACAGACUGUGCCAGAGGUCCUCCACGUGUAGCAGAGAAGAUUGCCCACCGGCAGACUGUGAGGAUUGGACGCACCAUGAAACUUCAAUGUCCUGUGGAAGGGGACCCACCACCUCUCAUUAUGUGGACCAAAGAUGGACGGAACAUCCACAGCGGUUGGAUGCGCUUCAGAGUUCUCCAGCAAGCCCUGCGUAUCACAGAGGUGGAGGCAGAGGAUGCUGGAACUUUCAUUUGCAAAGCCACCAAUGGCUUCGGCAGUGUCAACAUUAACUACACCCUUAUCGUCAUCGAUGACUCUGGGAGCGCUGGGAGGGAAGGUGCUAGACCAGCUGGUGAAACCGAUUACUCCACUGACCAGACGGGUAAACUGGUGCGGCCCCGUUUCACACAGCCGGCCAAAAUGAGGAAGCGUGUGAUUGCCCGGCCGGUGGGCAGUUCAGUCCGACUCAAGUGCACUGCCAGCGGGAACCCCAGACCUGACAUUGUUUGGCUAAAGGACAGCAGACCUCUGACACCCGAGGAGGUGGGUGAGGGGCGUAAGAAGAAGUGGACCCUCAGCCUGAAGAACCUUACGCCCGAACAUAGCGGCAAAUACACCUGUCAUGUGUCCAACCGCGCCGGAGAGAUCAACGCAACCUAUAAAGUGGAAGUCAUCCAGCGCACAAAUUCAAAGCCCAUCUUAACGGGCACUCAUCCAGUGAAUACUACAGUAGACUAUGGUGGCACCACGUCUUUCCAGUGCAAAGUGCGUAGUGAUGUCAAGCCGGUUAUCCAAUGGUUAAAGAGGGUCGAACCUGGUGAUGAGAGCAAGUACAACUCGACCAUUGAAGUUGGGGACCAUCGCUUUGUUGUAUUGCCUACGGGUGAAGUGUGGUCACGUCCAGACGGCUCCUAUUUGAACAAGCUACUUAUCACCCGGGCAAAGGAGGAGGAUGCUGGCAUGUAUAUCUGCCUGGGGGCCAAUACUAUGGGCUACAGCUUCCGCAGUGCCUUCCUUAAUGUGCUGCCUGACCCAAAGCCACCAUUCUCUCCGAUUCCUUCUCUGCUACCCCCAAGUCUACCCUGGCCCGUCAUCAUUGGCAUCCCUGCAGGAGUUGUCUUUAUCCUGGGUACCAUCCUUCUUUGGUUCUGCCAGUCCAGGAAGCACUGUUCCUCAGGAGCCAUAAUCUCAGCCCAGACCUUACCCAACGGCCACCGGCAACCACCCAGAGACCGAAUCCUACCGCCCACCGAUAAAGACUGCAUGGGCUCUGUCACCUAUGAGGAAUAUCUGGUCCAGCAGCAACAACAGCAACUUCUACUUGCACAGGCUGUUCCAAAAGUCUACCCAAAGAUCUACUCAGACAUGCAUACACACACCCACUCGCAUAUGGACGGCAAUGUUCACCAGCACCAACACAUCCAUUACCAAUGUUAGCCCCUGUUUUCGGGAAUGGAGAUCUUCCAACUUACUGUACAGUACAAUCCUCACCACAAACAAACAGGAAACUAGUUCUGGCUCCUUCUGGUUCUAUUUCUUUACUUUUUGGAUGUAUUAUGGAAGUGUUUUAGCCAAAACAGUACAGUAUAUAGGCCAAAGUGGGUCAGGGCUGCUACCACUACUAAUGUUAGCCCUCGUCCUCACUUAUGGAGGCCUUACUACCUACAAUGCUCAAAACAAAUGGGAAACUGGAUUUGAUUUACAUAUUUCAAUGACCUAUUAGGUCAUGACCUUUUAGCCAAAAUAGGGCAGUAUGUGGUCAAAGUGGGUCAUGGCUGCCUCAAACAAACAUUUCUGCUCGAAGUCUAGACAAUGGAAAGACAAUUGAGCCAUGUUGUUUCAUUCUAACCGAUCUCUCGUUCUGAAUACAAGGAGCUCAAUGACAUUUUGAACAGUGGGGUGGAAAAGGGACAAAUGAUGAUGAUAUGUCAAUCUAGUUUGGAAUGGAGAAACAUUCAUGUUUCAAAGAAACAUUGCUGCAGAUUUUGUAUGGGACGACAUAUUGUUUAUAUCCAGCAGUAACUGAAUUGGGUGAAUGUAUUGUGUCCUUGUUAAAGCUUAGUGUCUUUAACUGUUGUUUGGCCAAGUCAGGGGUGUCCAAACUUAUUCGGUCUGGUGCCAAAUGUCGAAAAAAUAUAAGGUACCGCAGGCCGCAUUGCUGUAAUAAUAAAAAAAAUGGCUAGAAGCUACUAGAUUGUCACUAUGCAUAAACGUUUUAUUGUAUCCUUAAUAUUAUGCCAGUUUUAAUCAUAAGUUUUGCUCUAAGGAAUGCUUGUGUAGGCCCUACAUUUAAAUAAAAGAUAGGGUAUUUCACUCACAAAGAACUCUUAUAAUGGAACAGUCUUAUACAAAAUGUUAUACUAAUUUAUUCCCAUUUUUAUCUUUUUGAUGUCCAUUCAGUGGAACUGAAAAGAACAUAUAGAUCUGCUACUGAGUGUUGGAUGUGACCCAUCACAAUUAUCAGAAUCAGAUUACAUUUUAUCACUUUUUGAAGUGAUGCAACGUAUUACUCUUUAGUUUUCGAGGAAUUACUCUUUAUAGCUAUACAAUUAUAACUUCUGUUCUGUUGUUACUGUAAGAUUUUUAUUUUAUAAAAUGAUCACGCUUCAUUUUAUUUUGUAGACAUGCAUGUGCAAGCUAAGCGCGCAUCAGGCACAGAUGUGUAAGUGUUUUAAAUGCUCUCUUCUACGGUAUGUCCUCAUUCAAAUGGUGCUGGGAAGCCCAUGCAUAUUGUUUUCUCAUUUCAAUGAAAUAUCAGAACAAACCAAUUAAUUACAGUAUACUUCCCUGUCGCCUCAAAGCAAGAAGGUCCCGGCUAAUUCUGUUCUAUUUCUUAAUUCUCUCGCGGGCCGCAUCGUAGAAGUCAGAGGGCCGGACUUUGGACACCCCUUGGCUAAGAGAACUAAUGGCACAAUAUUUUUAUACAAUGUUUUUAUAAGCCCAUUGACACAUUUUUUUAACUGGGCCAAAGUUCACUUUUUCUUUUUUUCUUUUUUUUUUCUUAACACCACAUCUCAGUGAAAUGUAUUUGUACUUUUGCAUGCAAAACCGAAUUGUUUGCAGAUAUUGGGAGAUCCAGUUACAACUCAUUUAAUAACAUCUGAAAAUGUUGAUUCUUCGAUCUCCACAGGUUCUUUAAAGACAAGUUGAAUGCAUGAGGGCAUAUACUGUAUGUUUAGUUUUUGCAUAUUCUGCCGGUAUGAUAAUGAGUUUUUACAAUAAGAACUGGUGUAGGUUCAAUCAAUCGAAGAUCUAGUUUCCUUGUCUAAUUGUAUCUUUAUUCCACUUAAUGGAAAAAGAGAAUAUUCUUGAGCUAUAGUUAGAUAAUAACUUAAGGCAUUGUACGGUUCUGGCAAGGGGUGCCUCGUGUUUUUCAUUAAAAUUGUACUUCUAUUUGUAGGGCUUAAUCUGAAUAACCUGAGGUACCGCAACCCCAUAGUUGUUCUAUGGCCUUUGUGUGUGUGUGCGUGCGUGCGUGCGUGUGUGUGCAUGUGCGCGUGCGUGUGUGUUUGGGGAGGGAGUUGAAUUUUCAUAAGCUUGACCACUAUAACGAAGACUGUGUAAAAUGCCUUUGACUGCUCAUGCAAUGGCUCUCCUUUAAUAUUCACUGAACAGAACUGAGUCUCAAUUCUUGAGUUUCAAAGACAAACUAUAGACUGAAGCUCAUACGUAUUGUCAUGUGAUGUCUGUGUUUACCAUUAUGUUCAAGGUAAUGGAUCAAAUGACUGUGGGAAUACAGGAAUGCACUUAACCUGGACAUCUGUUUGCUACAUUUUUAAAUUCAUUGUCCCUAUUAUUUUCAAGUAAUCCAAAAAAGGAAACCGUGUCAAACUUUAAACAAUUAAUUUAUUUGUAAGCUAUUUUUUUAUGCUUCAAAUUGGGCAUUAUCUACAUGUUUAAACCAAAUACAAGUAUACAGCAUUGUCUUCCUCUUAGCUGCAGUGUAAGCUAUGUAGCAUAUAUCAAGUGUUAAAUAUUUAUAUAUGGUGUUGAAGAACGUGACACAACAUUCAUAAUUAGGUAUCUUUGUAUGGACAAUCUUGUACAGUCUGGCCUGUUAUUAUGUUAAAAAAUAUGCGUGUGUCACAUUGAAACAUUUCAUUAUAAAAUGAUAAAGUUUGUGUU